GUUCAAGUGCACAACCUUCAGCAUGUUAUUCCUCUUGGAGCUCGAGCUCCUGCUGGAGUUCCUCUGAGCCCGGGGCGUGACGUCACUCUCCCAGAAUGCAUGGCUUCCAGCGCGGCGCCCAGCAGUCCAGGCCCGGACUCCGAGAAACAUCUUUAAAAACUUGUUCCAAAAUGUCGAUGUGGAGGCGGAAUGGAGGGUGGACGGAGAUGUGGACGGAGGCACAGUCGGUCUGUAAAGAUGUUGAUCUGCCUCUGUGAUUCAGCUGCUGUUUCUGAGGCGUUCAGGGCUGCUGAAUACUAAAAUAGACUGCGGGCCAACACAAGAGCUCUUCUCAGGGAACACACAGACCCAGUCACUGCUUCCAAAGCUCCUCAUCACCGCAGCCCUUUUGGGGUUGCUAUGGCAGCUGCUGUCACAGAGACCAAGUGCUGGACACAGGCUCGCCCCAGUAAGGCAGGACAGACCACUAGUCAUUGCAGCAGGAGACCAUCAAACAGUCAACAAACAGCACUUAGCAUUAAUUCUAGCACUCUAAGUUAACAAAACGACCAGAGGUCUGCAGGCUGAUGGUCAGCUCUCUGGAGAAUCCUCAUGAGUCUUGUCUGUGUCUGCUCCGGCUCUUGGCCAGAGUCCCCGUGCACCAGCAGAGCCAGUACUGUUCCUUCUGUUAGACCAUGUUCCACCAGCAGGACCAUCUGAAGAGCCAGCUGCAGGAGAGCCACCCGGCUGGCAGGCAGCUCUUCCACUGCCAGGAGUGUGGGAAGCAGUACAACACCCAGCUGGGUUAUCGGCGCCACCUGGUGGCGGCCCACAGCGCUUCAGCAAACCUGCCCUGCCCAGAGGGGGCGCCCUCCCUCCUGGAGCACUUGGGCAGCCAUAUUGACCGGCCUCCACCUUCAGAGGGAACCACCAACGCUGCUGUGCCAGUAAGAGAGAGGAAGUACUCCUGUGAGCGAUGCGAACGCCGUUUCUACACACGCAAGGAUGUUAGGCGUCACGCGGUGGUGCACACCGGGCGCCGUGACUUCCUUUGCCCGCGAUGUGCACAACGCUUCGGCCGCAGAGACCACCUCACCCGCCACUUGAAGAAGAGUCACGCUCAGGAGUCGGGUUUGAUACCAUCCUGUGCACCAAGCACUCCGGUGGCCACACCCACCACUGCCGCUCAGUGCCCGGUGAAGGAGGAGCCAAGCCCCGUGACCUCUGACAUGGGCUCUGUCUCCAAGGAGCACAUGGAGAAUUACUCCAGGGACAUGUACAACUCCUACCCCAUAGCCAGUCCUGUCCCCGGGUUGGGCCACCCCCACAGCCUCAUGCAGGGCUCCUUGUCCUCCAGCAUGGGUGUGAGUCGCCACAUGUCCCCACAGUCCUCUCACCCUCAUCAUCACCACCUGCAGCCCCCGGUGGCUCCGCAGCAGCAGCCUUACGGCAACAUGGCCAGGUACCAGCACGGAUCUACCUCAUAUCCUCGCGCCGACGUGGACAGCUUCCUGCUGGACCUGCAGAGCGCCCCCCCACCUCACCUGAGCGUGGCCAAUUCCUCUACCUCUACUUCUGCCUCCCCUCAGAGGGAGGUUCUGGGUGAAGGGGUGGGUGCUGGCGGCGAUCCCCACCUGCUGUCCAGGAGUCCAGCUAUCUCCUCCACCGAGCUGUCCUGCACCACUAACAUGGACCUCGGGCCUCUCCUGGGGUUUCUUCCUUUCAGCCUGCCGCCCUACAGCCCUCACAUGGGGAUGGGAGGGCUUGUGAUGAGCUACCCGCCUACCACCACCGCCACUUCCUCGCCAUCCUCCUCCACGGGGCUGUCCUCUCAGGCUCCAGGGCCUUUCUCCUUCUUCCAGCCUCCCCAGGCUCACGUACCCCAGGGCCCCGGAGCCCACAACCACAGCCAGCUACCUCAGGCAUACAGCAGUUCUGCUAUGAGCACUUCAAGCUCCCUACCUCACUACUACCAGACCUUUCAGCAGUAAGCAGCUCUGUCCCCGUUAAAGUUGCCUUCAAGUGAGCUCAUGGAUUUUUCAAGAAAAAGGGUAAAACAUGAGGACGGCAUUUUUAUUUGUAAAGCAAGUGUGUAACUUUAGCCUGUCAGUGCUAAUGAUGCUAAUCUUAGUUGUUUUUGUUUUGUUAAACACAACAAAUCACCUCAUCAGUAUUACCUCAUUAUUUAAAAAAGGAAGCUUGAACCUUUGGGAAAAUGUAGAUAAUCUCACUACAACCAAAAUAGAGUAGCACCUCUCUUUGUUAGACCUGUUACCUUCAGUGGAUGCACUUAAAAUUGAUCACAGAUGCUGCACAACGCUGAGAGUCAUCCAGCUUUAGGACACCAUGGACAUUCCACAGUGUUAGGGGAUUUUGUAUCCACUUUUGUAUCACCUUUUUAAAAUUUCGCCUUCCUUUUUCUAAAUGGGAAAUAUUCGACCACAAACAGCCUUACGGAGAGAAUGAAGAUGUCACUUACAUUGAGUACAAGAUUGAAAUGCAAUCUCAGUUGCAUCCAGCCGUGCAUCAGCUCAUGUGAGAGCAUGCAGUUUUUGCAAUUUUCUACCCUGAAGUUUUGUAAAUUUAACCCUUUUCUGAAGAGUUCAGGACCAGGCCUUGUUAGAGUUUGGACUAUUUGAGUCUCUUCCGUGGUCUUUAACAGUUACAGUUAAGACCACUGAAGCUAGGCUGCAUUUACUAAAUCUUAAAGAUACUGUAAAGGAUACUGUAAACCCCUUUAUUCAAAUUGUUGUGAACUAAAAAGCAUUUAAGUAACAUCAGAAUGUGAAACUCUGAUGUCACCUCAUGGCACAGCGAUGGUGCCAGAAAUCUCUAUUUGAAUCCCCCGAGGAUAUUAAGUCGGUGACGAGCUCUAAUGCUUCUUUUAUCCUCUUUUAUUGCUGUAUUACGUAGCAUUACUAGAUUAAAGGCACUUAUGUUUCAUUUCUGAUAUGGCAGGGAAUGCCACAUCACAUGAGGCUUUGCAGCCAACAUGCUGCUCCACUGCUCUUUAUAGGGAAAUGUUUGAGGGCUAGAAUGUGUGAGACCGUUCAGACAGGUAAACGUGCAGAGAAGACACACCCAAGAUCUCUGUGGCUCAGUUUAUGAGACACUGCGUUGAUGUUUGUGUCGGUCAGAGGAACAAGCUUAAAAUCCUGCGUUCAUCCGUUCAUCCCUACCUGUGAUGCUUUCAAUGUUUCUGUCUGAGCUGGACCACAGAGAGCAGUAGAGCAGCUGAUUUUUAGUAUUUCUUUGAUUUCCACUUUGUUAAAAGGUCAAAUAGAAAUGUUCAGAUGCUAACAUUUUGUGAAAACCAGGUCACUGAUCUCAGGGUUGCCACCUGCCCCUUCAAAUACAUGCACAUGUUCUUUUCUUUUGCAGUAACUGUCACACUCUUGCCCCACUCCUAUGUCCCCUCUUUUGUCCUUGUCGUUCCACUUUGCACCCUGCUGCACAGAGUAGAGGGUCCAGUUUUAAGCAGAUCUAGUAGAGGUGUACAUCAAAGUCCUUCAGAUUGCGCUUUGAAACACUCAGAUCAGAACUCCUAACAAUGUGUGACAAGAAAAUUCUAAAGCCUGGUUUAUACUUGGGCGUAGCUUAUGCUCGAGGUCUGUGUAGCUCCCAUACCCACGCAGAGGCCCACGCACGUAGCUGAUGCGUACCUCCUCCAAAAUGUAACUACACGUCGAAUCGACCCGGACCGCAAGCCCUGUGCUUGGUCCGCUCGGCAGCAUUGUAUUUCCCACAUUUACAGCACUUCCAGGAUCCCCGCUCAUCGUCCGUGUAUUUCAUCUCCUCCUCUCUAUUCUUCAUGUAAUCAUGUCUGUAUGAUAUCCAGCAACAUGUAUCAGCUGUAGAUUAACAUAACACGCUCUGAAUCACUGUGAAAAAGUAGACAGAGAUCGUUACGGGGCCAGAAACAGCCAACCCGACUAUCAGACAGACCACUCUGCCCUCAAGAGUAUUGCUGCAUGACACGGAUACAUUGACACAGAAGUAUGUAGAGCUCACGUCCAUGUAGAACACUGCUGCGUAGGGUCAAUGGAGAAGUAUAACCCAGCCUUGACAAUGCUUUCCAACCUGAAGCAGUGUUAACGUGAAAAAGAUCACAGCAGUAAAUAAGCUUGUAUCCGCACAAAUAAUCAUGCAACAUUUUUUUAAUCAACUUUAAUAUCUACUGAAUAUCUUUCCAUACAUACAAAGUACACUUAAUUUGAUCAUAACAGGCAUUUAAGAAAAAUCAAGUGUCUCUUUAACAAGGUAAGGAUUCCAACCCUUUCCUCCCUGCUUGGUUUUGCAUAUUCACAACCUAGGCUACCUAGUCCUGUUCACUUAAAAAACACAGGUGGGAUCAUCUGUGGAGGUCCAGAAAUUGGCCUUGCUUCUCAGUGCUAAACCGGGGCUGAAAUUCUCAUGUGAGAUAACUAAAUUCAUGCGCGUAACUAACGCUGUUUUUGUGCAUGCACUCUGCAAAAUGUCACAGGUUCAAUAUGAUAAUGAUAAUCCUGAUACAUGUCGCUCUUCUCGGUUUGCACUUGCUGCAUGAUUCUGAUGUCUCAAGAAGUAAACAAAGUAACUCGUACAGCUUCUGCAUCUGUAUAUGAUCUCUAGCGAUGAGAGCAGACUCACCUCGAACCGUUCUCUCCUCUUGUGAGAUAAAUCAAAUACAAGCUGUUCACCCGCUCUGUGUGGAGUGGACAUAUUUGUAUCUGCAUGUGCAACAGAGGUCACCCCCUGUCCCCUUUAUCUCCACAUCUUCAUGACAUCAGGUGGCAACCCGAGCUGCAUGUUGUGACCUGGAGCCCCUUCAGGAUCUUGAUUUCGGCUUACAGAUCAUUUCUCCCUGUUACUGUUUUUGUUCUCCUCAAACUGGACUGCUAUAUCUGAGCAUUUUCUAACUGUGACCUGCUUGCUGUGAAUAUCUGAUUUUUUUUUUCUUCUUCCUACUAAAUAGAAAGCACCGUAAAUUCUCCAAAGGCCUUGCAGAGCACUUCUCCCCGCUUUCUUAUCUUUUAAUGCCGCUGUUGGUAUUGACACCAUCCCUUUAAGGCUCUGGUGGUGUUGGAUGUCAAGAGUUUCUGAUGUAAUUAGGACUAAAAAAAAAAUAAGUGACCCCCCGACCCAGCCCCCUUCCCCCUUUUCACCUCCCUUCCCUCUCCUCCUGGCCUCCUCUGUUCAAAGCCAGCGACGAGAAGACGUUGAGGACCUGUUGGAUCAAGGUUCCUUCAACAGAGUCACUCUGCAGCAUGAAAUGAGAAUUGGAUCUUACCCAGCAGCCUUUGAUUAACGGACACUCCACUUAAGAAAUUGGUCACGUGAAGUGGAGAUGGAGGAGCCCUACAGCUGGAUAAUGCGAGUGAUUGAUUUGAUAUUGGAAAGGAGAUAUCUAGAAAACGAGAGUCCGAUGAUUCUCUCUCUUCUGCCUUAAUUCCAUGAACUGUUUGUUGAAGGACUUCUCUCACUAGGGUAGCCUCCAAGUGUUGCACCAAUGUCUUAAAAUGCUACUGUUGUGCCUCUCUAAGAGUGUCUAACUCCUGACUGGGUUUAAGCACUUAUAACAUUUUCUAGAAAAGGAUGAUCUGUACCUCAAACACACAGAACUGUGGGUUUCCCUUUUUAUUUGUUUUUGCUUUUAGUUUUUUUGGCUCCUACUUGUGCCAUUAGAUUGAAACUAUAAAAGGUAGAUUUUAUGAAUCUAAACUCUUUAUCUAGCAGCAGACAUUGACAUUAUAAUUCAGUCAAACUUUCUACCUCUACCUUGUCAUAUAUCUUUCUGCAAAAUCAUUAAGAUAGAUUUAACCUGUAACAAUCGGCAGUUUCACCACGCUUGAACACGGGGAUGUGUUCCAACAUUCAACUUGUGAAGGGACCGGGUACACACGAGUCUCGGUGGUGUAUUCCAGAGUCAAACAUUGUUCUCUAUACUUGCCUUUAAUGAUAUUUCUACUUAUUUACUACCUCAGAGAAGUGACAGGCGACUGUCCGUCUAACUGCAGAGAAAAUGUCUGUGUAGAGUUUUAUUUUUGUCAGAGGAAGCACAUGUACUUUGUAGCUCCAUAGUUUUUUACUGAGAUUAGCUCAUGGCAGGAUGAUGUGUCUAGCGCAACAAGUACCAGUUACACUGCAUUUGUUAUGUUGUAAUACUGUGCCUCUGCCUCUUCAGUCUGGAAUGCUAACUGUUUAUGAAUCUGGGCCUCUCUCUCGGGAAGAAUUCCCCAGUUGUGUGCAGGAAUGUGGAGACGACACUUCGAUAUUAACCUGGGGCUGAGUGCACCAGCUGGGCGGACCCUUAGGUGUGAUGUUAUAGAGCUACGACCUUAGAGCUGAGCCCUGUUUGAGCUACACUUAGAAGCUUAGAACAGAGCAGGUGAGAGUUUGUAAAUUGAGAUUGGUCAGCCUAUUUGAGGAUAUUCAAACAGGAAAGGUGACAAUCACAAAACUUAAAAAUGAAUCUUUUCAGGAUGAUUCCUGAAACAUCAUCAGGAUCUGAGAAUAAUCUGUGAUAGGACACUUCUCAAGACUGUGAGGUGAAUACUUUCUCGUUUUGAAGCCCCUCUGUCUGAUUGCUCUCAGGUUUGAGGCGAAUUAGAUGAACUUCCGGAGAAUCUGCAGGAAUACUACAAUGAUUAUGAUAUGUCACGACACUUUUGGUUCCACACCUCCUAAAUGUCCUCCUCUUUCUUUGGCUUCCUUAGGUUGUUCAGUUUUGCAGUGACAACGUUUCUAUACCCUCGCUAUCCAUACUUUUUCUUUCGAUUUGUGUAAAUUCAUACCUCCUGUUGAUGUUUUAAAAGUAAAGGGGAGUGGAUAGAAGUGUUUUGGCAACACUCACCGCUCUGCAAAUGUUCACAUAGACAUGCAUGAUAAGACCAGGUGCAGCUAUGACAUGUCAGGUUUGGCGCACUCGAUGAAAGUUCAACCCAAACCUAAAUGAUGGCCAAUCUCAAAUCAGUAAUCUGAAUCUCUUUUCUGCUGUUUGUGUGGAGUUGAUUGCAGUUCUUGACGAGAUAAAUCUCAUUUAAGUGAAGAGAAAAGUGUAUUCGCUCAGCUUUCGACAAACCCAGUGAUUGACCCCCUUCUUAGGUUGUAUCCAGGCCGAGGAUUCAGUGAGCGUUGUUGAGAGUGGGGCAGUUUGCUCAUUACUAAACAUAUCUCGAAGCAUUCCCGGCUGAACGCAGAGGCACAGACGAUAUCAGGAUUCAUUUCACUAAAUAAUCGGUCAGUACUGUGUUGCCUGCAUUAGGGUCGGCUCUGAGAACCACUACGAUGCAGGCUUCGCCACCUUUUAAUUUAGAUAAGUUUGCAUUAGGUGUUUGUAUUAUCACUUAAUAGGUUAGAAGACAGUUGAAAGAAAAGGAGUUGUCAUUUUCUGAUUGUCUGAACAUAAAGUAAUACAAAAUAAAGAAAUCUUUAGAUUUA
Molecule: messenger RNA, 7398 nt
Organism: Notolabrus celidotus (New Zealand spotty)
Lineage: Eukaryota; Metazoa; Chordata; Actinopteri; Labriformes; Labridae
Product: zinc finger protein PLAGL2-like
Exons: 3
Coding region: 675-1970 (431 amino acids)
Source: RefSeq, a predicted model, not a curated record